AUGGUGAAGGCCGUGUCACUUGUAUCUGCAAAUAUACAGAAAAUAUGUAAAAAAUGUAAUAUGCCCAACAUUGAAAAUGGAAGUCUUUAUUACAACUAUUGGUUUCCAAAAUCACUGGGUAAUGACAUCAUCUAUACUUGUCACAGCGGAUAUUUGUCACCAUCCAAAGAUUAUUAUAGCAGAUCUUUUUGUUCUGAAAAUGGUUGGAUUCCCCCACCAAGGUGUCUAAAAACCUGUAGUCAUCAGGAAGCUUCAGUUGAAAAUGCAUAUCUUGAGAAUCCUGAACGCAUUUAUCUGAGUGGUGACAAAGUGAAAUUCAAUUGUUACAAAGGCUAUUCAACUCCAAAUGGUAGAGAAAAUGGAGAAAAGGAAUGUCUUCCUAAUGGGAGGUUUACUCCAGCAAAAUGUUCCAAGACCUGUGAAAUGAGACAAUUACUUAAUGGAAAAUACAGCCCGAAUAAAAGUGUAUUUGAUGUUGGAGAGUAUAUCCGUUUUGAAUGUAAUGAAGGAUUUAUGAUUAAAACUAGACUUGACUACACAGAUGUGAAAAACCACCUUCUAUAA
Molecule: messenger RNA, 564 nt
Organism: Spea bombifrons (plains spadefoot toad)
Lineage: Eukaryota; Metazoa; Chordata; Amphibia; Anura; Pelobatidae
Product: complement factor H-related protein 4-like
Exons: 5
Coding region: 1-564 (187 amino acids)
Source: RefSeq, a predicted model, not a curated record